Molecule: messenger RNA, 216 nt
Organism: Fomitiporia mediterranea MF3/22
Lineage: Eukaryota; Fungi; Basidiomycota; Agaricomycetes; Hymenochaetales; Hymenochaetaceae
Exons: 2
Coding region: 1-216 (71 amino acids)
Source: RefSeq, a predicted model, not a curated record
AUGGCGUAUACGUUCCAUAUACGGCCGUACCGUAUUCGUAUAGGUUUUCGGGUUCAGAAAUACGGCACCGUAUUAUACGAGCCGUAUCCGUAUAAGGGUCGUAUUAUACGGCCCGUAUCCGUAUACGGUACAGUACCGAGCCCUACAUCUAAGCUGACCAAGGUUACAGAAUUUACGAAAGAAAUCUCGGUCCAAAUUGUCAGAGAGGAAAGAUAG